Molecule: messenger RNA, 5663 nt
Organism: Anarrhichthys ocellatus (wolf-eel)
Lineage: Eukaryota; Metazoa; Chordata; Actinopteri; Perciformes; Anarhichadidae
Gene: pfas
Product: phosphoribosylformylglycinamidine synthase
Exons: 27
Coding region: 1056-4997 (1313 amino acids)
Biological process (GO): 'de novo' IMP biosynthetic process
Cellular component (GO): cytoplasm
Molecular function (GO): phosphoribosylformylglycinamidine synthase activity
Source: RefSeq, a predicted model, not a curated record
ACACAAUCAUCUUCAUAAUGAAAGAGGCAUAAAGUCACAGGGCUGUUUGGAAUAAGAGCCUCAUUUGGUUAAAUGAAAGCACUGAUAAACUGUUUUUUUAAUUAACAAUUUAGUCUUUAUUGCCUUUAGACUUAUUAGUAAAAAAUACAGCAUCAAAACUUACAAUUGCACAGAAGAGAAUACAGUUUACAACCAGUAAUGCAAUAUAUAAAGUACUAUUUGCUUAUUAAACAUGUUAUAGAAUAAUUUAGAUUAGAUCUAGAUUAUUGUCGUGAUUUUUUUUUUUUUCACCUUUGAGUCAAAAGUAUAUAAACUGAGAUUAGGUUGAUCUACCAUCAGACUACUGCAGAAUUACCUCCACACAUUCCCUUUAUCUGAAUAAUAAUCAUCAUAAUCACACAAAUACAUUUAUUUAUAGAACAUCUAAAAGUGAAAUAAAAUACCAAAAUGAAUGAUAAAAUACAUAAAUCCCGGCAAAAUAAUAAACAAGAAAUUAAAACCCUAUAAAAGAAUCGGACAGCUCUGACAAAAUCAGGUUAUGACUUCUAAUUAAAGUACGUGUUUAGAAGACACUGACUCAGACAGCCUUAUUGAGGAGGUCGUUCCAAAGCCUCUGGUGCUUUAGUUUAAAUCGUGGACUUCAGAAGAGACAGAAGACCUCUGCCCGAGGAUCUAGAACUCCACAAAGGCUCAUAUGUGAUUAAAUAGCCUAAAAUAUCAUCUGGAGCCUUAAAGGUAAUCGGAUGUUGGAAUCGGUGCUAAAACAAACAGGGAGCCGAUGUACAGAGUAUAAAACCUGUGUGACGUGAUCGUACAUCCUCGUUCUGGAGGCCUGAUGUCUGAUCACUGGUUUGUCUUCUUCACCUGAAGCGAUCUGGAGAUAAAAGUCAGUUUCAUUAAUCACCAGCUUUGACUUCAGUGAUCCAUCACUUCAGAAUAUUUAGACGCGGUUAAUCAAUGUCAUCGCCUACAAUUCAUCAUCUUUGACAUCCUGUGAUGGAUCUUUGUGGUCUCUGUUUUAAACUGUAUUUAUUCCUCCCGUCUCUCCGUUAGUCAUGGCGGUAGUGAGGUUCUACAGUAACGAAGUGGUGAACGGGCGAGCCGUGCAGAGAGCCGCCAAGCUCCACCCCCAGCUGUCCAUCGCCUCGGAGCUGUGCUACAACGUGGAGCUGACGGGCUGCGAGAGUCUCGGUGCCGAGCAGACGGAGGUUCUCCUCUGGUUGUUCCGUCCUCCCCUGCAGGCCGAGCCGCUGUCUGACAAACCAAACCUCACUGAGGGCGGCGAGGAGAAACUGGUGGAGAUUGGACCCAGGUUGAACUUCUCUACCGCCUGGUCCACCAACACCGUGUCCAUCUGCCAGAGUGCCGGCCUCUCUAAUGUCACGCGGGUCGAGCUGUCUCGCAGGUUCCUAAUCAAGCCAAAGGCUGGAGAGAGCGUGAAGGAGCUCAACGGAGACAUAGAGAGGCUGAUUGAGUGUCUGUACGACAGCAUGACCGAAUGCAUCUAUCCACAUCCCAUCACCUCCUUCAGCGUGGAAACCAAACCGCAGCCGGUGUUUGAGGUGGACGUCCUGGGGAAGGGUCGGGCAGCUUUGGAGACGGCAAACGAGGACCUGGGUCUGGCCUUUGACUCCUGGGAUCUGGACUACUACACGUCGAUGUUCCAGAGGGUUGAAAGGAACCCCACCAGUGUGGAGUGUUUCGACCUGGCCCAGUCCAACAGCGAGCACAGCCGUCACUGGUUCUUCCGGGGGCGGAUGGAGAUCGACGGGCAGCAGCAGAACGAGACUCUUUUCAGUCUCAUAAUGGACACCCAGCGGCACAGCAACCCGAACAACGUCAUCAAGUUCUGCGACAACAGCAGUGGUAUUGUAGGCAUGAAGCUGGAGUGUGUUUACCCAAAAGAUCCAUCCAGAGCCAGUCCUUAUGAGACACGGCACUCUCUAAGACACGUCAUCUUCACCGCAGAGACGCACAACUUCCCGACAGGCGUAGCUCCGUUCAGCGGCGCCACCACGGGCACAGGAGGUCGUAUCAGAGACGUCCAGAGUGCGGGACAGGGAGGCCACGUCAUCGCCGGCACCGCCGGGUACUGCUUCGGCAACCUGCACAUACCAGGGUACGAUCUCCCCUGGGAGUCUGAGGGAGAGGACUGGGAGUAUCCCUCCAGCUUCGCCCCGCCGCUGCAGGUGGCCGUUGAGGCCAGCGAUGGAGCCUCGGACUACGGCAACAAGUUUGGAGAACCUGUCCUGUCGGGUUUUGCCCGUUCUUUCGGCAUGCGGCUGGCUAACGGAGAGCGGCGAGAGUGGAUCAAGCCGAUCAUGUUCAGCGGUGGUCUCGGUUCUAUCGAAGAUACGCAUGUAAAGAAAGAAGAGGCAGAGACGGGAAUGGAGGUGGUGAAGAUCGGAGGGCCCGUGUACAGAAUCGGCGUGGGAGGAGGAGCGGCCUCCUCUGUACAAGUCCAGGGGGACAACUCCAGCGCCAGGGAUCUGGGUGCGGUGCAGAGGGGAGACGCUGAGAUGGAGCAGAAGAUGAACCGAGCUCUCAGGGCGUGUCUGGAAAGAAGCGGCGGGAACCCGAUCUGCAGUAUACACGAUCAGGGGGCGGGAGGAAACGGUAAUGUGCUUAAGGAGCUCAGUGAGCCAGCGGGAGCCAAAAUCUACUGCAGCAGAUUCAAGAAAGGUGACCCCACACUGAGUGUGCUGGAGCUGUGGGGGGCGGAGUAUCAGGAGAGCAACGCCCUGCUGCUCCGUCCGUCGGACAGGGACUUCCUGGAGAGGGUGUGUCAGAGGGAGAAGUGUCCUGUUGACUUCGUGGGAAACAUCACUGGAGACGGGAAGAUUGUGCUGGUGGAUGACGAGGGAGGCAGUGAUUGGGCAGACGGGGCCCGCUGUCCCGUGGACCUGCAGCUGGAGUGGGUCCUGGGCAAGAUGCCACAGAAGGAGUUUAAGAUGGAGCGUCUGGCACCGACUCUUCAGCCUCUGUCUCUUCCUGCCGGGCUCAAAGUCAAAGACGCUCUGGACAGAGUUCUGCGUUUGCCUGCUGUGGCGUCCAAACGCUAUCUCACCAACAAGGUGGACCGGUCUGUGACGGGGCUAGUUGCCCAGCAACAAUGCGUCGGCCCUCUUCACACCCCAUUGGCCGACGUGGCUGUCGUCGCCCUGUCGCCGUUCAGCCUAGAGGGAGCAGCCACGGCCAUCGGCGAGCAGCCAAUUAAAGGCCUGGUGUGUCCUGCAGCCGGGGCUCGCAUGGCUGUCGGAGAGGCUCUGACCAAUUUGGUGUUUGCCAGAGUCACAGCUCUGAAGGAUGUGAAGUGUAGUGGAAACUGGAUGUGGGCCGCCAAGCUGCCCGGUGAGGGCGCCCGUCUGUGGGACGCCUGCAAAGCCAUGUGUGAGGUCAUGGGACAGCUGGGCGUGGCCGUCGACGGGGGCAAGGACUCUCUCAGUAUGGCCGCCAGAGUGGGGAAAGAGACGGUCAAGGCUCCGGGUGCUCUGGUUAUUUCUGCGUAUGCCGUUUGUCCCGACAUCACAGCCACGGUGACGCCCGACCUGGAGGAUCCAGAUGGAAAAGGCGUGUUGCUGUGGGUUCCUCUCAGCCCGGGCCGCCAUCGUCUGGGAGGCUCGGCCCUGGCUCAGUGCUUCAGCCAGCUGGGAGACUGCUCUCCUGACUUGGAGCAGCCUCAAGUGUUUACCGCCUGCUUCAACACCACACAGGAACUCGUACACGAUCGUCUUCUGACCGCAGGACACGACGUCAGCGACGGCGGCCUCAUUUCCUGCUUGCUAGAGAUGGCGUUUGCGGGAAACCGUGGGAUUGAUGUUGAGUUAUCAUCACAAGGAGCUGGAGUCCUGGAGCUGUUGUUCAGCGAGGAGCUGGGUUUGGUUCUGGAGGUUUCACAGCUCGAUGUAGAGACGGUGUGUCAGAGAUACGGCGACGCCGGCGUGCUCUGUCAACGCGUCGGCAGAACCUGCGGCUUUGGACCGGAGGCUGUGGUCAGCGUUCGUGUGGACGGACGGGAGGUUCUGAGAGAGCCGCUGCCCGACCUCAGAGCAUCAUGGGAGGCCACCAGUUUCCAGCUGGAGCGCCUCCAGGCCAAUGAGACGUGUGUUAAACAGGAAGAGGAGGGGCUUGCCAACAGGACACAGCCCUACUUCAAACUGACCUUUGACCCCUCUGAACUGCCCACCAUCAGCCAGCUCAGACAGCCUCGUGUAGCCGUGAUCAGGGAGGAGGGCAGUAACGGAGACCGAGAGAUGUCUGCGUCUCUGCACAUGGCGGGCUUUGAGGUGUGGGACGUCAACAUGCAGGACCUGUGCUCUGGCUCCAUAACUCUGGAGUCCUUCAAAGCAGUCGUGUUCGUUGGUGGAUUCAGCUACGCAGACGUCCUGGGAUCAGCUAAAGGCUGGGCUGCUACUGUUGCAUAUAACCCCAAGGCCAAGGCUGAGUUUGAUCGAUUCCGGCGGCGGGACGACACGCUGAGCCUGGGAGUGUGUAAUGGCUGCCAGCUGCUCGCUCUGCUGGGCUGGGUGGGAGAGGAAGGAGCUGAGACUGAAGUGGUGCUGACUCAUAAUAAGUCCGGCAGGUUUGAGUCCCGGUUCGUCAGCGUUGGGAUCCAGGAGUCCCUGUCCGUCUGGCUCAGAGGCAUGGAGGGCUCCGCUCUGGGAGUCUGGGUCGCACAUGGAGAAGGUCUGAUGCAGUUCCGUAGCUCCCUGUCCCAGGACCAGAUUAUCUCUGGCGGGCUCGCCCCCGUCCGUUACCUUGAUGACCAGGGUCAUCCCACUGAAGAGUACCCUCUGAACCCUAACGGCUCCCCGCAGGGCGUAGCUGGGCUCUGCUCCAGGGAUGGGCGACACCUGGCCAUGAUGCCCCACCCGGAGCGCUGCACCCUGGGCUGGCAGUGGCCCUGGGCCCCGAGGGCCUUCAGACCGUCCCUCACACCUUCCCCGUGGUUACACAUGUUCAAGAACGCCGCUGCUUGGUGCAGCAACACAGAGUGAUGAUACUGUUUACAUUUCUGCUGCUGCCAAAGUCAUAGUAUUAUCUUUUUGGGGUUGUGGAGGGUCAACUGAACAUAAGGCCUGUUCGCAUUACUCAGUCGUGUAAUGCACCUUUUUACUCACUGCGGUACUUUGUCUGUUUGUGUUGUUAAUGAUGCCUGCUGUAAUACUUAAUGACUUGGAGACAACUGAGGUUUCUUGUUGACUUUGUACACAUUUUUGCAAUUUUUUUUUUUUAACAAAUAUGUUUCGUACCAAUCAGUGUUACUCUAAAUAAAUACAUAAUAAAACAGCAGAAGCAUGUGUAGUGUGUCAUAUGAUUUUAAAGAAAUGCCAUUUAAGUCAAUAAAUAUUCUUUAUUUUACACAAAAACAUAUGUCAAGUAUUUACAUAGUACUAUUAUAGUACUGACAUGACAGCUUGCUGCCCACUCAACAGUUUUUUGGGGUAAAAAAUAAAGGAUGAAAUUGCGAUUUACUCCCAAACAAACACUCCAGGCCUCAGGAACUUACAGAAUAAGAAUUUGUAACCACAGCUGAACCAGCACACUUGCAUGACAUUGCAUUUUAGAUAACACUCUUACAUAGGCCCUGUAAACCCUUGACAAACAGGCCUGGACUGUGCUGUAGUCAAUAUUAUUGUAUCCACUAAUCCAACUAGCUACAG